GCCCUGACGGCGCCCCACUGCUCGCUGCUGAUCGUGGUCGUGAUGCUGUUCCCGAUGUCCACGGUGGUGCUGCACAACCUGCGGGUGAUCCGGCAGUGCUGGGUGAGCCACGCGUGCGCGACGAUGGUGAUGAAGAUGAUCCCGUCUCUGACGCGCCCGGAGCUGCGCCCGCGGCAGGAGGCGGCGUACCGGGCGUUGCAAAGGCUCUUGGCGCAGAUUCGUACCGAGCAUGAUUCAAUGCCGUCUCGACUGGUAUACCGAGUCCAUUCGGACCGUGGUUUGGAGUUUGUGAACGCUACUGUGGAGGAGUACUUGAUAUUUCACGGCAUCUCGCACACUACCACGCAGGGUUACGAUCCUAGUUCCAACGGCGUGGCUGAGAACGCAGUGGGCCUUCUAAAGAAGAGGGCGAGGUACUUGCUCUCCGGAUCUCGCCUUCCCACCCGCCGGUGGGGCAUGUCCAUCUACAGAGUGGGCGCUGGAUAUGCUGACCCUCCGAAGGUACCGUUCGGCACCAGGGUCCUGGUCAACGUGGAUCCUCAGCCCAGGAAUGCAUUCCUCCCCAGGGCCCUUCCUGCUACUGUGUUCGGGCCUUGCGACUCGGUCCCGGGAGGUCUGCGGGUGCACCAGGGGGGGCGGGUCUCCGCAAAGGUGAAUGCACAGACGGCAGGUCUUACAGAAGAGGAGCUGGUCAUCGCGAAGGCGACCUGGGACGACUACGAGACGCCCGUCGCGCCAAUGCCAGCUCCCGAGGCGGCGCUGCACGAUGCAUCUGCCGUGGAGCUCUCGCCAGGCACCGGGGCAGCAACGCUGGCGACAGCAACCUGCCCAGCCUGCCAUCAAAGACAUCAGAAGAGAAAGGUGGCCACCGAUCACAACCACGAAUGGGGGAAGUGCACUUUGGCUGUGCGGCCCCCGAUGCCAGUGGCGGCCGUUCUCGAGGAAGUACAGCUGUUGGAGGCGCCGGAGGAGGACGCCAGGCCCGAGGAGAAGCCUGCUCCAGCUUUGGUUCGAGUCGAGGAGCUCGUUGACCAGUUGGACGUGGAGCCGAUCGUGGACCCUAUCUUCGGAAACGCUACGGCAGCUGCAUCCACGGGGUGCACUUUCAACGCAUCUCCUAUUAUCGAUGUUGGAACUGGUAUGGGUACCUUCAAUGAGAUCAGUGACAACAUGAAUAUGCACCCGCAUGCUCUGUUGGCACUCUCGGAGAACUCAAGCCGCGCUUGCAUUGCAGGUGCCACUUGGGAAGCAGGCGUUGCGUCGGCUUACCGCUCCAUGGACGACGAGCUCCACGAGGGCGCCGCGAUCACAGACAGCCUCUCCUAUCUUGCCUCCGAGCCGGUUAAGGGGGCUGCAAGUUUUCGACGUGCAGCGCCGGUGAUCUUGAACUCCAGCGGGGAGCGGGCGAAUGUCCCGCCGGAGGUCAUCCACGAACUGAUUACGGAAGGCGAGCUCGAGCUUCUUCAGGAGCUUGGUACCCGGAGUGUUACGGCAGCAGAGGUCCGAGCGUCGACGGGGAAACUGAGGGAACAGUGGAGAGUUGCCACUGAGAAAGAGUACGUUGAGAAUUUUUUCAACAGGAACGUCUUCACGGUUACCACGCCUCAAGAAAGGCGACAACAUGGAGUUCUUCUUCCUAUGAAGUGCGUGUACACCAUGAAGGGGGGAGCCUACAAGGUGAGGUCCGUGGCCUGCGGGAACUUCGAGAAGGGCGACCCGACGCAGCAGCUAUGGACGGCCCAAGCCGAGACUUCCAGCUUGAUUGCGUCAGUGCGCUUGGCCCUCCUGCGAAGAUGGAAAAUCGGAGCUGUGGACGUCUCCGGAGCGUUUAUGAAUGCACCUCUACCUCAACACAUGCUCGUUGUGGUUCAACCUCCGAAGGCCUUUGUGGAGCAGGGGUUGGCUAAGCCGGGGGAGCUGUGGACGUUGCACAAAGCAGUGUACGGUCUGAAGAUAUCCCCCCGUGCAUGGGGAAUCCACAGAGAUGAUACUUUUCGCCGUCUGAAGUGGGCAGCUGGCGGUAUUCGCUGCAGGCUGAAGCAAUUCGACAGCGACACGCAGGUGUGGAGGAUCGUUGAGGACACUGACGACAUCAACUCGCAGCACACAUUGGGAUUACUGGUGGUUUACGUGGACGGCUUCUUAGUGCUAAGCCCUGAAGGGGGCAUGCGGGACAAGCUCCUGAGUGAGUUCCGGGCGAAGUGGAAGAUGAGUGACGAGGUCGCGUUGACGGAGACUACCCCUCUUACCUUCCUAGGACUAGAGCUUCGCCGUGACCCUGCAGGCGUGCACCUAGGACAAUGGAAGUUCAUCGACAAUCUGCUCGAGAAGUACGGCAUGACCGACGCGAACCCUCUGACAUCAGUGCAGAUGGAUGCGCCAGGAGACGAGGAUAUCCCCGAUCUUCAACGUCUCCGGGCUCUUCAAGCAUACGCUGGUGAGUUCAAUUGGCUUGCUACGAGAAGCCGUGCCGACGUGGCAUACUUCGUAAGCCUGCUCGCGAGCGCCCUCACUAAGCACGCAGGGUGGUCAGAGCAGUUGGCCAAGAAGGUUUUCCGAUACCUGAUGGGCACGAAGGACGACGGUUUGUAUUUGAGCAUCGACGGGAACGAGAACUCUUUGGUGGCCUGGUCGGACGCCGGUUACGCGGGCACCAACAUGAAGGCGCAGACUGGGAUGUUCGUAUCUUGGGCCGGUCCCCCGCUCUUGUGGCGUUCUUCACGCCAGACGGUCAGCACUUUGAGCACAGCCGAGGCGGAAUUAGGAGCGGCCGCGCUGACGUGGCAGGUUACGGAGGGCGUCCGUGUACUCUUGGAGGAGUGGGGCAUCAUAUUCGACUUUGUUAUACUGCUUCUUGAUAGCGCUGCAGCCCUUACCAUUGUGUCAAACGGGUCUAACUGGCGCACGAGAUACUUUGGAGUCAGAGGGAGCCGCAUUUGCGAAGAGAUUCAGAUGGGCAGGCUCAGCGUCGGACGCCAGGAGACGAAUAGCAUGGUGGCGGACGGCCUGACGAAGUUGGGGACGGCUGACGCCCCGAGGAACCUGCGCGACGCCAUGCGCGGGAAAUACCCGCCCCCGCCACAGAAGUUCCUUCUCACGGCAUGCGCGGCACAUUUUACGAGUACUACGCCAGGGCCGCACCAGAACGGAGACAUGGCCGGGGAUGGACCGGUUCAUCGCCCAGGUCUUGAGCGUGGUGAUCCCGCUUGGCGAGCAAUCUUCAAGGCGAUAUACGAGUGUAAGAAGCCACAGCUUGUACCUCGGAUGUCGGACCUCUACAAGAAAUACGAAGAGCAG
Prorocentrum cordatum is the source of this 3297-nucleotide messenger RNA. The record is from the annotation of a GenBank genome assembly. Lineage: Eukaryota; Dinophyceae; Prorocentrales; Prorocentraceae.